Messenger RNA from Nematocida ausubeli, 1002 nucleotides. RefSeq lists its product as uncharacterized. Gene Ontology annotation, cellular component: cytoplasm; EKC/KEOPS complex. The transcript has a single exon. NCBI's taxonomy places the organism in Eukaryota, Fungi, Microsporidia. The coding region runs from base 1 to 1002 and encodes 333 amino acids. Gene Ontology annotation, biological process: tRNA threonylcarbamoyladenosine modification. The record is from RefSeq and is a predicted model, not a curated record.
AUGCUUAUUGUUGGCUUUGAAGGCAGCGCGAAUAAACUUGGCGUAGGCAUUGUAAAUGGCGACAAGAUUUUGGCAAAUGAAAGGGCUACGUAUGUGCCACCGCAGGGCCAUGGUUUUAAAAUAACAGAUGCUGCAAAGCAUCACCAAACGAAUGCUAUGACUGUAUUUAAGAAGGCCAUGUGCAAAGCAAAUAUUAAAAUAUCGGACAUUAAUUACUUAGCAUAUACGGCAGGGCCAGGGGUUGGUUCGUGCCUGUCCGCGGUUGCUACGUUUGUUAAAGUCUUUGCUGAGAUGUACAACAUUCCUGUGGUGCCUGUCAACCACUGUGUUGCCCACAUAGAGAUGGGGAGGUUUAUUACGCAGUCUAAUAACCCAACAGUUCUGUACGUGAGUGGAGGAAACACUCAGAUCAUAUCAUACCAUGACAGGAGGUACAAAGUGUAUGGAGAAACACUCGACAUUGCAAUAGGUUCCUGCCUGGAUAGGCUGGCGCGCCUGCUGGAUAUUCCAAACGACCCCUCUCCUGGGUACAACAUUGAGCUAAUGGCAAGAAAGGGAAAAAACUACAUAGCACUCCCAUAUGUUAUAAAAGGCAUGGAUGUGUCAUUUUCUGGGAUGCUUUCAUAUGUGCAGAGGUAUCUUAUUGGCAAGAAGCUAACCGAAGAGCUAAAGGCAGACAUUUGCUACUCAGUCCAGGAAACAGCUUUUGCUAUGCUGGUAGAGGUGUCCGAGCGUGCAAUGUCAUGCACCUCCUCCAAUGAAAUACUUGUUGUUGGCGGAGUUGGGUGCAAUAGAAGGCUCCAGGAAAUGGCAGCAAAAAUGGCAACACAGAGAGGAGGCGUAGGCUACAGCGCAGACGAGAGAUACUGCAUAGACAACGGUCUUAUGAUUGCACAUACGGCAUAUAAAAUGAUUUGUAGUGGGUACAAGUGCACAGAUAGGUCAUGCAAGGUCACACAGCGAUACAGAACCGAUACUGUGGAUAUUUCAUGGCGUGACUAG